UUGUUUCGGCGAAGUACAGACGUGUUUAUGCGGGUGCGCAGCGUGUAAAUUUUUUAUAUUGAACACAAAAUUAACUAAUUGAUAAACAUAAAAGUUGUUGCUACCAAUUAUUUCACAAGAUAUUCGACUUAGCAGCAUUUUGUUUCAUAGCUCAGCUCAGCUGUACAAGCACCUGUCAUUGUGCCCUGCCGAAUUGGAAUCGUGCGCGCGUCGCUUAGCUGCAGUCGGAGUUGAAUAUUUAAAAAUUUACCCGCUUGCAAUUAGUGAAAAAGUGUUAAAAAGUAUUCGCUGUGCAUGUGCUUGCGCGCGUUUGGGUGAAUGUGUGUGUGACAAAGCAAACCAGUUGCCAUCCAGUUAUAACAGAUUUUUUGUUUUAAAUCUCAGUAGCUAUGCAGAAUUAAAUGUUAAUCCUGUCCAAAAACACACAUAUACCCCAACAUUAGUUCAUAUACAUUCUUAUACUUGGCUAAUAGUUUUUAAGCUGUGUUUUCCUGUUCGAUCGCUAUGCGAAAUUAAUUUCGACUUUGUUCAAAGUGUUGCAAAAUUCUAAAAAUCGGUGUGUGUGUGUGUGUGUAUGUUUGUGUGUUCCCCGAUUUCCCCCUUUUGAAAAAGCUUACUGAAACGGUGAGAAAAUGAAUAAAACCUGUGCGCGCUGCCAAAAGGUGGUCUAUCCCAUCGAAGAACUAAAGUGUCUGGAUAAGACAUGGCACAAAACGUGUUUCAAAUGCACAGAAUGCGGAAUGGCGCUCAAUAUGAAAACCUACAAGGGCUACAACAAAAUGCCAUACUGCGAAGCGCACAUACCCAAGGCCAAGGCAACGGCGAUUGCGGAUACGCCCGAGCUGAAGCGCAUCGCGGAAAAUACGAAAAUCCAAUCGAAUGUUAAAUACCAUGCAGACUUCGAGAAGGCCAAAGGCAAAUUUACACAGGUGGCAGACGACCCGGAAACGCUGCGAAUCAAGCAAAACACGAAGCACAUAUCGAAUGUGGCAUAUCACGGCGAUCUGGAGAAGAAGGCAGCUAUGGAGAAGCAGCGCGGCUCUGCCGAGGUCUCCGACAGCAGCAACGAAUCGGAAUAUUUCUCUGAGCAAUUGGCAGCUGAACAAUUCUCGCAAUAUGCACCCACAGCCUCGCCCAUACCGCCAGCAACACUGCAUCAGCAGCAGCACCAACAGCAGCAGCAGCAGCACCACCAACAGCAGCAGCAACAGCAACAACAAUACCAGCAACAACAACACCAACACUAUGUACAACAACAGCAACAAACGCUGCCACCACCACCCAUACAACACCAGCAAUACAAUACGGCGGCCAUAACGCCCACAUAUCAACACCAACACCAGCAGCUGCCACAGCACCAGCAGCAGCAGCAACAGCAGCAGCAGCAGCCGCAGCAUGAUCCAUACGCACACUAUCAACAGCCGCAGGCGCUGCGCCAGCAACAGUUGCUGCAGCAGCAACAACAGCAGCAACAUGCCAUUAAACAAUCCUCACAUCUGUAUCCCACAGCAAUAUCGCAGUCACAGCAGCUGCAACAGCAGCAGCCACAGCCGCAACAGCAGCAACAGCAGCCUCAGGCGGUUAAUAGCUACAAUCAGAUGCGCUCGGCCAUUUUGCACAAUUCGCAUCAUCCCAGCGGCAAUGCUGCUGAUCAGUUCGAUCACAGUCAGAACUCGGCCACGGCGCUGCAUCAGCAACAGUUGCAACAGCAACUGCAGCAGCAGCAGCAUCACUCACAACAGCAACUGCAACAGCCAGCAGUCCAGCAGCAACAUUCGCACCACAGCCUGCUGAACAACAAUGCAAGCAACGGCAGCAUUCACAACACCAACAACAACAACAACAACAAUGGCGGCCUGGCGCAUCCGCAUCCGGUCAGCCUGAGCUAUACACAACAGCAGCAGCAACAGCAGCAGCCGCAGCAGGUGCGCUCGCAGUCGAGCGUGCACAGCAACAACUCCAAGCAUCAGCUGCAGUUGCAGCAACAGUUGCAGCAGCAACAACAGCAGCAGCAUCAGAGCAACACCAAUGUGCAACAGCUGUAUGUGGCAUCCAACUACAGUGCGGUGACGCCAUCCGAGAACGCUUUGGGCGCCAAGCUGCAGGCCAGCAAUGGCCACUUGCCCAACGUAUUGACCGCGCCGCAGAGCACCAACAGCAUUGGCAAAAUUGCCGACUAUGAUCCGCUGACGGAUGGACCACGGCCGAUGCCAGCCACCGGACGGUCCAGCACCACUCUGGUGUACAGCUCCGAUCAACGCGGCGCCGCUGCCGUGGGCAAUAGUGUUUACCCCAAACGAAUUGGCUCCAUCUCGGACAUAGAUCCUGCCAAUGGCAUUUAUGGCUCACUGACCAGCGCCGAGCAGGCGCAGGCCCAGAAACAGCAUCAAUAUUACCAGCAGGUGCAACAGCAGGAGCAGCAACAGCAGGUGCGCCAAGGCCAACAGCCAGCCCAGUUGCAGGAGAAACAGUCGCGCCAAGGCAACUUGCGCGUCUAUCGAGCCAUUUACGACUAUGAGGCCCAGGAUGUGGAUGAGGUUAGUUUUCGCGAGGGCGAUGUUAUAUUUGAGGUGGAAUCAAUUGACUCCGGCUGGAUGACCGGACGUGUGGAACGCACCGGCAAGACCGGCAUGCUGCCCGCCAACUAUGUGGAGCAGGCGGUUAUAUAAUAGGG
Messenger RNA from Drosophila hydei, 2674 nucleotides. RefSeq names its product LIM and SH3 domain protein Lasp. Lineage: Eukaryota; Metazoa; Arthropoda; Insecta; Diptera; Drosophilidae. The record is from RefSeq and is a predicted model, not a curated record. The coding region runs from base 633 to 2669 and encodes 678 amino acids. The transcript has 8 exons. Gene Ontology annotation, cellular component: focal adhesion. Gene Ontology annotation, molecular function: actin filament binding.